This is a messenger RNA of Coffea eugenioides, 1218 nucleotides long. Its product is annotated as protein FAR-RED ELONGATED HYPOCOTYL 3-like. Gene Ontology annotation, molecular function: zinc ion binding. Bases 1 to 1218 code for a protein of 405 amino acids. The record is from RefSeq and is a predicted model, not a curated record. The transcript has 5 exons. Lineage: Eukaryota; Viridiplantae; Streptophyta; Magnoliopsida; Gentianales; Rubiaceae. Gene Ontology annotation, biological process: regulation of DNA-templated transcription.
AUGAAAGAUAGUGACCGGGUGAAAUCAAUUUACAAAAAACGUGAUAAAUGGGUUGUGUCAUAUCUCCGAGAUUAUUUCUUUGCAGAGAUGAAAAGUACCCAAAGAUGUGAGAAGAUGAAUGACGUUCUGAAGAUUCAUUUGACAGCGAAGCUGAAAUUAUUUGAGUUCAUGCAGGUAUUCGAUUUGGGAGUUGUCGCUAUACGACAUGAGAAAAAUAGGCUAAUUGCCGAGACUGAACAAACAAGCCUCCUUCCGACCACUGAUAUGCCUUGGAUAGAAGAGCAUGCAACAAAAAUAUACACUAGAAGUAUAUUUUUGAUGGUCCAGAAUACUAUUAAAAGUCAAGGCAUGUAUAAUAGAUUUGACUUCAUUGAUGAUCGGUACACAAAAAUACAUUUUGUUGAACACUCACGGGAGAACGGCAGGUUCAGGGUCCAGCAAACCUUCCUAAAUGGGAUGCUUGUAUGCUCCUGUAUGAUGUUUGAAACCCUUGGCCUUCCAUGCACACAUAUGUUUAGAAUUAUGCUACUUGAACGGAUAGAAAGAAUCCCAGAUUGCCUUAUAAUGAAGAGGUGGACACGAAAGGCAAGGGAAAAAUUUCAGCGAGGGGCUACAGUAGUGCAAAAUAUAGUAGAUAAUGUGACUGAGCUUGCUAGGUAUGGGAGAUUGAUGGCUGGUUGCAAGCCAAUGUGUUUCUAUGCCUCCAAGACGUAUGUUGGAUACGAGCGCAUAUUGAGCUUUAUUGAAAGAGAAACACCUGAAGUGAGUCAAUUGAGCGAAAAUAGAAGGCUUGCUGAACCUACAUCAGGUCAAUCCCAACAUAACUAUGGAGUUAAAGACCCAGAACGAGCAAGAUCAAAAGGCAGCCGAAGACAAGAACCUAGGAGAAGGAAACAUGAUGGCCAUAACAAAAGGAAGUGUCCUUUGAACACCAACAAUUUAGAUGAUAACUGCUCUUAUGAGGAAGCAGAUGAACCUGGUAAUAAUGAAGAAUUUGAUGAACUGUCCACUCAUCUGUCUACUUCUACAGAUGGUGGCAGGAUGAAUGUGGAAAUGCAGCCAAUGACUGGUGAUUCUAGCUCAGAAAUACCAACUUUCUAUGAUGCUGGUGCUCAUUCCCUUACUCCACGGUUUUCAUCUAAGGUGGGUAGCAGCACUGCAAUUCCUUAUGCAUGGAGCUUUGGCAGUGAUUAUGGCAACUACGACUGGAGUAGAUAA